Messenger RNA from Biomphalaria glabrata, 17250 nucleotides. RefSeq lists its product as uncharacterized. The transcript has 6 exons. NCBI's taxonomy places the organism in Eukaryota, Metazoa, Mollusca, Gastropoda, Planorbidae. Bases 478 to 1230 code for a protein of 250 amino acids. The record is from RefSeq and is a predicted model, not a curated record.
GCUAAAAUUUUAAAGCAGUAUCUAGUGUAUGCUUUCUUCAGCUGACAGUCCUAUAUUAUCAGUAAUCAUAUCCAAAAUAAAAACAAAGAGUAUCUCUAAAUGCAUAUAUUUUCAAUAUAAAUGUAGUCAUUAGAAGACAACAUUCCUGAGCAGAUCUGAUGUUUUCUUUUUCUAAGCAUACGCGCACACGCGCAAACACACUGACAAAUGAUCAGUAAAAAUGAAAACUCAUUAACGUUUGGCUGGAAAACCUGUUUCUCAUCUACAGUUGCCUACCUUGAGGACGUGACUGAGCUAAGAAUAUAGUCUGCCAACUAGUUACUGAACUAGAGCCAAGAGAAUUAUCUUUUUCUUCUUUUACAUUUUUCCCUUCUUCGCUUUGAAUAUGAAAAAGCACUAGCAGAACGGAGAAAACUAUUUGACCUGUAGAAGCUUUUAAUAUCACUGACACUUAUUCAACUGGUGCUUACAAAAAUCAUGAAUAAUUCUGAUGUAGAAAGUCAAAGGCACAAGAUUCCUCCUAUGAAAAGAUCGUGCAGUUCCAAGAGUAGCAUCAAAUCUAAGAAGAAAGAGCUACGCAGACAAAGUUUGGAUCACGACUAUACUCACUCGAUGGACUUGCUUACAGCUAAACCAAACGGAUUUUCGGAAGGUCAGGCUCAGCCCACCGAAGAAGAAGAGCUCACCAAGCAGACAAGUGCCAUCAAAGGGAUGUGGAAAAAGGCGUUUAAGUCUUUGAAAUCAAAUGAUAAACAGACAUGGUUGUCCAAGAGAGGAAGUUUGAUUAAAAGGAAAGAUUCAGAGCCUAGUGAGGAAACUGUUGAGGAACAAUCAAAUGAUAUAGAUCCUGUGUAUAGUUUACUCAAAUGUGCUGCCGAUCUUCCUAAAGUGCCAGCCAAAACACAAAAAGAAACCAUAGGUUGCCCUCACCUAAUCAAUAAAGGAGACACCAUGAGCGUCAGUAUAGGCAAAGCUUCAAACUCAACUUUCUCAGGUGUAGUACAAAGCUCAAGCUCAGCGUAUGCUAGUCAACAUAGUAUUGAAUCAAGUUCCAGUGGACAAAGAGCAACAUCACCCACUAGUAAUCGUGAACAAAUGCACCAUAUUGUGGAUGAAAGCUUGGGUCUAGAGUUCCGCACCUUCUACAGGUUGACUAGCCCAGUCAGAAAAACAAGUCAUGAUGGCCUAACGAAAAGACUUUCUCCUAACUCGAGUUUUGAUCAGUAUUAAUAUUUGUAUUUAAUUUCCUAUUUUACUGUCCAACAUCCUAAUUCCAAAAGAAUAUUUUCAAAACCGUUUUUAAGAACUAUACAGAGUAAACUUCGAAAAAAAACUGUAGGACAAGAAUCUUGUGUGAACUCUUUAGAUUAGCAAUUUCAAUAGUCUUUAAGACAUUCAAGUAACCUAAUGAUAUUUAGAAAAUCUUUUUGCUUGUGGGGUUUGUUUAAAAAAAAAUAAUUUUGGAAGAUAAACAGAAGAGAAAAAAGAAUACGGAAACGAUGAAAUAAAAUCAUCUGCAAAUGUGUUAUAUAUAUAUAUAUAUAUAUGUGUGUGUACGUAAUUAAUCUUUAUUACAUUCUGAUCCUUCAUCCUUUCGGAAGACGUAUAUUGUACCUUAGAAAAGUUUCUUCCUGGAGUUAGUUAAAAGAGUGUAGACAUCCAGCCCUUGCCAGCCGUAGGUACUGGGGAGCUUCCCCAGCGGGGUACGGGGCGGGACUCCAAGCACCAUUUCCAGUAUUUAAAACAAAAAAAAAUGCAUUAAGGUAUCUACAGUGCAUAAUUCUGAUUGUAUACAAUUUUAAUUCAAAAACCAAAUCUGUCAUUCACUGCACUUCAUUAAUGGAGCCCAGUAACUGCUAAAAAUUGAAUAUUUUCAUCUUCAUGGAAUAUGGUGAUAAUUUCGCUCUAGAUCUUAUAUUGAAAAGGGAGCCUUAUCGUCAAAACCAUCUGGGGGGGGGGUUAUACUAAAAACCUCUGGAGUUUUUUUAAAACAAACUCAAAACCCACUUAGCUACGCUCAUAAAAAUUAGUGAUUGUAGCUUGCUUUAGAAUAGUAUUGAAGAGGGACCUUAUGUAGGGGGUUUCGAGCUUAUAGUUCUCUGGAGGGUAAAAACAAAAGCCCCCUUGGCUACGCUCAUAUAAUUUAGUGUGUGUAAUUUUAUUUUGAAGACGUGGUUUUUAGUAUCGCACCCCGCUGGAGGAAGGGGGUAACCUCAAAGACCUCUUCAGGGGGGUUUUAAACUCCAAAUUCCCCUUGGCUAUGCUCAUGGAAUUCGGUGACUGUUUUUGUUUUAUGAAAGAGUGUUUUUUUUAACUCAAACCCCUCUGGAGGGCGAUUUUAAACUAAAAACCUCCUUGGCUGCGCAUGACAAGUAAUGGUUUAACAUUAAAAUCUCACCUAAAAUUUUGCGGGGAGGGGGCGAACCCUCAUGCCAGUGGUAGUCAGGCUGAUGAGUAGUAGAUCAAUUGGGCAUGUGGUAGUCUGGCUGAUCUUAUCUUAUAUAAUACAGACGUUACUUCAAAAAAGAAGAUGAUUACGUCCUACGCGUCAUGCAGUAGUAGUACUCAGAGACGUUGUCCAAGUUGUCCAAUGGAUAUUUAAUGUUUGAGGCCCCACUUCAAUUGUUAAUUGUCCGGUGUCCAGACAAUUUACUUUUAAAAAAAAGCACUUAGGCAGUAUGAGAACUGUCAAGUGGGGGACAACAAUGGAUUAAUAGCAAACAAUCUUCUCUAUAUAUAAUUCUCUUCUUCCCUCAACAGUUUGGACGAGAAGAAGUAAAGGAAAGAUCACUCUCUUAUUUCUGCGGAUAGUCCACGAGAAAACUAGAGUAGUAUUCACACUACGGAUGGCUGCCAGCGAGCUAGACUGUCGUUUAAAUUUAUCAAACCCUGCCCGCUCCCAUCUUGUCCUGCGAGAGGUUUGGACUAGGAACUAAUCUAAGUAAUCUACUAUGUAUAUAUAUAUAUAUAUAUAUAUAUAUAUAUAUAUGUAAAUAGCAGGGUCGGACUUAACCAUUGUGGGGCCCUAUGCAAAAUGGAUUUCGCGGGGCCAAGUUUGGGUAGGGAAGCGGAUAAUAAGUGAAAUUUAAGAGUUUGUAUUAGAAAAUAAAUUCGUCUAUGCAUUUUAUUCAUUCUUUACUACGUACAGUAUUACUUUACGAGCUUUGCGUGUAGCAAGGUCAUACAGUAUAUCAUAAUAAUUCUGUUUCCUACAUAGAUCACGCUCAAUAGCAAGAAUUACCAAAUGUUUCAAUCUAUCUUUGAGAAAUGUUGACCUCAAGUAAUUCUUCAUUUGAGGCGCGAGAAGCUUCUUUCACCAGAUUACACAAUUACGGCUAGUGCAUAAUGCCGUUUUUAUAUAUCGCGCGUAGGAUUGGCGUUUUUCAUAUUGAAUGACACCCCAAAAUGACAACUUUUGUCUAUAUAUUUCCGAAUAUUUUAAGGAUUUUUUCGUUUAUUUGUAAUUUCAGGAGAUUUCCAGGAGCCCAUGGUAAAUUGACAGGAGGGCGCGGGAAAUCUGUUUUAAGUUAUAAAAUGGUUUAAUUUAAUAAUUUGUACACCUUGAAUUAGCGCGGGUCCUAUGAUAGUGCGGAGCCCCCUGCGGUCGCAUAGGUUGCAGUGGCCUAAGGCCGGCCCUGCAAAAUAGCGGCGUAUGCUACGCCGCCGGUCGACUGCAAGAAAUAAUCAUUAACAAUUUUUGAAUGAAUAAUACCGUUGUUUAUUGGCGAAAUAAUGCACAAAUGACAAAUCUCGAUUCAUAUCGCUUCACGUCGCGCUUUCUGUGCAGCAAAAGCAUCUAUAACAUCAUCUACAUCGAUACUAGUAUGUGUGACACCACUGACAUUAAGCCAUGCUGCUAAGCCUUUCUUGCGUCACUGCGCUCCUGAGAUAGUUUUUGAUGAACUUGAGCUUUGAGAAUAAUCUCUCACAUGAUGCAUUGGAAGUGGCCUGAGCUAGCAGUAUUCGGAUGGAGGUUGCAAGGUUUGAGCACACAUUAUUACCAUAUAAAGCCAGCUUCCUCAAUAUGUCAAUUAGUGAUUGUGGCAAUGCUUUGUUGAUGAAAAGUGCACGUGCAUCAAUGACAUCAUUGAACAUGUAACAGGAAAAAAUAACACGUUUUCAUCAGCGCGUCAUCAUUUAUAGACUCUAAAAGGUGUUUUGGUUCAAGAAGAAACCCAAAGGUGUCCACGUGGUUUUCCAGCCUUUGGAAUCUGUCCUUUAUCUCCAUAUGAAGUCUGUCCAGCACUUCUGUAGCAACACGUUUGAAUUGCAGUUCUAUUGACAGUCCUAGAUCAGAACUCAACGCCCCAUCAAGUCUUUUCUUUCUUCUGGUUAUUUUGAUUACGGGAACUCCAUAGCAUUCACUACCUUCUUUUGCUUUUUAGAUGGAUUGGGUGAUCAGUUUCGUCCGGUUCUCAUCAUGUUGCAGAAAGCAUGAAAGCGUUUUAAUCUCUUCAGCAGCUUCCCUGUGCAGUUCAGACUUUGUAGUUUAUUCUGAACUAUAUUAAUUGGUCGCAGGGGGUUUGACCAGAACUCCAGAUAAGCAAAUAAUUCAUAAUUUUCCACUGCAUAAAGAAGAUUUUGUGCACUGCUUCUAGUGUCCAUUCUUUAAAGUGUUGAUUCAGAAAGUUUCUUCAACAGCUUGAUGAUUUUGUCGAGAUGCAAGGAAAAUGCCGACGUAGCUUCUUUCUCUGCAGAGAUUUAAGUCCAGUCUAUUGUCUUUUAGAGUUUGCAGAACAAGUUCUCCAUAAUGUUGUCCAUCAGGUUUCAAAAUUUCCAAUUAACCAAUGAAUGACUCUUUUAUUUCGAAAUUAUCAACAUCCAAGUAACGAACUAUUAGAGAUACCUGUUCUUGAUGAGAAACAUCUGGGGUGGAAUCAAGCAUAAGAGAAAUAUAACAAAUUUCUUGACUUUCCAACAAUUGAUUCCCUAACUUAUUGCCCAUCAAGUUAAAAAAACUCAUUUUGAAUUUCUGGUGACAAAUAAUAUGUCUUCCCAUAUUCGAUUCUAUGUAAACUGGUGUUUUGUAACUUCAUCAAAUUCUGCAAGAAGUUUCAAAGAUGCUAGGAAGUUCCCAGGACUGUGUAAAUUCAGUUUUUCGUUGUGACAACGUAAGCUUGAGUUUGUUUUGCAAAGUACUUAAUAGCUGCUGCUACACGAUUCAGAAUAUCCCUGUGGUGGACCUUCUUCAUGUUCUUUCAGUCUCUCAGGUUUCUUCCAUUUGGUGAAACCAACUCCAGGUUUGCUCAAUACACUAGAUGUCUUUUCUGAUGCCUCUGAAAACAGUAAGCAUGCAAAACAAAAAGAGAAGAGAAGCCAAGAUCGGUUGUAUUUUUUUCCUUUUGGAAGCUUUCUAGUAAACCAUGAUGUCAAACUUUGUGAUUUAUUUUGGCUGGAAACAAUACCGUUCAUCUUUGUUUUGAAAAAAUAAUCUACCUUUUAACACAAUCUUUGCUCGCAGUUCCUUAGAUAAAAUUCCAGGCUGAAUAUACAUGAAGUCUUUGUACUUAAUAACAGCUUCUUCUACUUCUGGAGAAAGUGAUUUUGGAAGACCAACUCUUGACUCCUCUGUAUCCCUUACUUCAGAUGUUUUCUCUGAUUGUGGUAAAAAGUAUUCCCCUGGAGUCCCUUCAGCACUACUUCUCUCAUCAAGAGACAUUUUCACUUCUUCGACUGCUGUAUCUUUGUAUGAAUCAUCUGAAUAGUGAUACUUUUCUUUGACACGUUCAUGGUCUUCUUUGUUUUCAGUGCUCUUAUCAGGUUUCUGCUUUAAUGAUAGAUAAGGAUGAUGAAAUAAAUUACCCUAUACUAAAUUACUUCCUGAGAGUAACACGGCACUAGUCAGAGCUAUGGAAGUUACUCCUUGAAAUUGAGAGUAACCCCGCACGUAAAGAGUUAACAUUCUCUGUGGAAUUCAUACAACAGGGUCACUUACUUAUAUAACAACGUCUAAAGCAAGAUUACAUGACAGUGACGUAAUAUUUAAUUUAUUUAAAAACAAAUUUCGGACACUCAUUUGGGGCCCCUCUCAAGUGGGAGAUCUUCAGAUUCUCCUCCCCUCACCCUAGCUACGCCACUGACUCGUACAUAACACUUGAGGACUCCGCCAGGACCGACUUUAUGGUCGACUAACAGUCCCGGCUCCUCUCUCUCCUGUCUUGAACUGCUCUGCCUUACACACUCUGUCUCUGGUCCACGCAGGCUUGCGAUCACAUGACCAUAACACGGGUCAUAUUUGCGUGUAAUAGCAUUACUUUCCCUUGUCCAUCGACAGCCGUUGACCUGAAUGAUUUACCUGAGUCACAUGUGUCAGCUGAACCUACAGUUAACCCUAACGCGCCGCCAAUAGGGUUAUAACAGUAUUACUAACGACCCAUUUAAAAGGAAUGUGCUUAUUCGAAUGUCGUAUAUCAUAUAGAACUACGUAUAUAUACACACUAUUAUGAAUUCUCGUCUAUUACCUUUACUCCUUAAGGUCCGUCACAAUGAAGCCUUACUCAACAAUGAAUCACAAACAUGACAUCAUCUUACAUAUGGCCUUCGGGCGAAUCCUUUACGUCACUGGGUGGAUCAUCUAUAUUAUAAAGUAGAAAGUAAGGCGUAUAUCUGUAUGUAUGUAUGUAUGUGCCGAAUAGAAAUCAAAACCGUUUGACCAAUCUUGAAAACAUUUGGCAGAAAUGUUCCUUGGGUACUAACUUAGACCCGUAGUGUAUGUAUUGUAGCCCUAAAACAAACUUAAGUGACCCUCAAAAAAAGUUGACCAACUCUAUUAAACUAUUAAUAUUUAAUAAAUCUAGGCCAUGUGUAUCAUGGUUACAUGGGAGAAGAUCGAAAGGAUCUAGAUAUAGAUCUAAUUUUAAAACUACACUUUGCACAAAUAGUUUUUUACUUUGACACACAAAAAUUACAAAAUAUAGUCUAUUGAUUUCAUUAUUGAAUAAAAUUAAGCUGUAAAUUUGUCUUUCAAAAGCAUUUUUACAUAAAUUCGUUCCUUAUAUCUGUUAGAAGGUCUGAUGUACAUUCUUUAGAACUGUUACACAUCUCUCUAUUCCAAGGUCUAAAACUCUAAUUCAACUCUAAGAUGAUAGAACUUUUCUUCGCAAAGAUAGUUUUAUACUUAAACAUAUAAACAUACUAAUUAUAGUCCAUUCAUUUCAUAUUCUAAUCAAAUUAACAUUCAAAUUUGUUUUUCUAAAGCAUUUUUCAUACAUAUGUUUGCUUUAGCUGCAAUGUCGUGUUGACAGACUAUCUAAUAUUUUCAUUCAUGUGUCGCGCAAACCUUACAUGCGCAGUGAAAACACGCUGUGAUUGGACAGGCAAAUGAGGCUCUAUAUGGGUGAUAUUAAAUAUACUAACAUAAAAUAAUUAAUAAGCUUAUUGAACCUUAAAUUCAACCUUAAACUGAUAGAUUAAGAAUGUUUAGUGAAAGUAGAUGUAUUUUAUUUACUUUAAACAAAUGAAUCUAAGUUUAAUCUAGGUCAAAAACUAUAUUAGACUCUAGAUCUAGGCCUACAUCUCAAUAUAUAUGCAAGCAAAUCUUAUAACAUUAUUAUUUUGUUUAAUUGUUUGUAAUUAUUAUUAUAGCUUUUAUAUAGCGCUACUUUAAUGCGUAUAGAAUGCCCAGAUCAUUAUGGUCCAUUCACAUUUGUUUCCGUACUGCCUUUAGGUGCUCAGUAAACACAGCUCAACUCGAGUCGGGUGUCGAGCCUCGAGCCCCCUUUAUAGGUAGCCAAGCCAAAUUCAAGUGUACUCAGCUUCUCGACCACGCUUCCCACAAACUAUUCUAAUGUACUAUAUCAGUAACACGCAUAUUGAGACCCGCGGGCCGCGGGUAAUAUAUGGCUAGUUGAGAAUAAAAUACAGAAGACAAAUAUAUAAACUAGAUCAAGAUUGCCAACUAUGGACGUCGGGCAAUAUUCGGCCCGUAACGGGUUGAAACUUCUACCACAAUACAGUAAAUUGGAACGAAAAAAUAUAGAAAUUAACAUGAGUAGCGUUGAGGCAGAAACCGAUGGAUUCGAUAGAAUUCAUUCUGUAAUGUUCAAUCGUCUUUAUACAAUAGUUUCAUAUGUUCAAGUCUUUAUACAAUAGUUUCAUAUUUUCAAGAAGUCUUUAUACAAAAGUUCCAUAUUUUCAAGAAGUCUUCAUACAAUAGUUUCAUAUUUUCAAGAAGUCUUUAUACAAUAGUUUCAUAUUUUCAAGAAGUCUUUAUACAAUAGUUUCAUAUUUUCAUGUCUUUAUACAAAAGUUCCAUAUUCUCAAGAAGUCUUUAUACAAAAGUUCUAUAUUUUCAAGAAGUCUUUAUACAAUAGUUUCAUAUUUUCAAGUCCUUAUACAAAAGUUCCAUAUUCUCAAGAAGUCUUUAUACAAAAGUUCCAUAUUUUCAAGAAGUCUUUAUACAAUAGUUUCAUAUUUUCAAGUCCUUAUACAAAAGUUCCAUAUUUUCAAGAAGUCUUUAUACAAUAGUUUCAUAUUUUCAAAACAGCUUUAGUUUUAGUUUCGUUUUUUUUUAUAUCCACUAGUUGACCCUAACCCUUUACUUCUUGUGAUGGACAUAAGGCACCCAUGCAACAAUUUCAAAUUUUUUUUGUCGAGGACAUUGGAGAGCUGAGUGUAGAGAAUACCAAUAAAAGUAGAUAUUCUUACUUUCUAUGAACGGAGUAAAAACAAACCAUUUUGGUUUACCUUUAUCUUUACAUUUACAUAUCCCUUAGUCAGUCGGGGCACCAUGCAAGAUUCGUCGACCGUCUCUCUCCAUUCCUGUCUGUCUUUUGCCUUAGUUGGAACCUCUUUCAAUGGCAGGCCCGUCCAUUAUUUUAUGUUGUCCGCUGUCUGCCUCUUCUUAUUUUUCCUGGUUUACAAAAUGUUUUUAAGGAACCACAUUUUGAAGCACAUCACAAGUAAGGCUGCAUCUUUGGUUUGAGUUAAAAAGGGAAAAUUGAAAAGAUUUGUAAGAAUGGGCUUUGUUGCUCACAUGAAAUUUAUAUAAGUGUCAGACGCGAAUAGCUCAAAUUUUCAGUAAAAGAAAUUACAAAAGUCAUUUCUCUAUAGAAGAAGUUACGAAAGUUAUAUAAUAUAAAUAAAAACCACAGACCUAUAUAUACUUCAAUAAAUAUAGGUAUUUACUCUCUAUUUACAAUUUAUUUAGGUAGGUGCUGUUUUACUAUUACACACUAAGUAUCAGAUUUUAGAAAAACCCAGGUUCUUUUUUUUUGUGUAACGCCAUUCGCUAACAUAUAGAUCUAAAUUACAUCUCUUUAUUAGUACAAUUAAAUCUAUAUAUUAAAAUCUGUAUGAAUCCUUUGGUAAAAUAGUAGAUCUAGAGCAACUUAUUAUAAAUGAGAUUAGUAGAUUAUGUUAAUAAAUUAAGUGGAAUAGAUCUAUUGUUCUAGAAUUUUAGAAUCUACUUUUUUUUUUUUUGGCCUCUCUUACAGCACAGCAGACAAACUUACAAAAGUCGUCAAGUCGCAAUAGUUUAGAAAUCUAGAUUCUAUCUUGAGACUAGAUUGUCACUAGUCUAGAUUUAGCUAUACCUGACUAAAGCUUAUUAAUUAGGAUAGGCCUACAUCUACUAUCUAGAUUAUUCUAUAUUGAGUGUAUAUCUAUAUCUAGAAAAAUUCUAUAGCUAGUCUAGGUCAGACUCAGUAGAUCUACUAUCUAUACAAUAUUGAAUAUACUUCUACUUAUAUAUCUAGCCUACGUUUCAACGCCAAGACCUAAUAUACCAAUAUAAUAAUAGUAAGGCUUGUCAUCAAGUCCGUAGAUUCAUGAGGAAUUCAAUAUUUCCCGUCGAUACGCAGCCUCAGCUGUCACCUACAUAUUUUCCCACAACCAUGGCAAGCAUAACCAUUGUCCGCCUGUGGUCGAUUAAGAUUUUCUUUUUGCCGUCUGCGUCUAUCCUCGGUAGCAGAUUUUCUUUUGGUCUCAAAUGCGCAUUCCGCGGCCUUUGUGAGUGACCUCAAGCUGUCUGUCUCGUUCUGAGACCGCAUGCAACCAGGUGCUCUCUACUAUGUCUUCUAUGGCAAGUAAGCGGCUUAUCUCGUCUUUAAAACGUUUCCGUGGGGCACCUCUGUUUCGUCGACCAUCUUUUAGUUCACCAAAAAAGCUGCUUUUGGCAUACGUUCGUCCCCCAUACUGGGUACGUGCCCUGCCCAGGGUAACUGUCGGACCAUAAGUCCCUCUAUACUAGUCUAUACUGUCCAUACCGGCGUUCGCAAGGACAUCGCAGUUUGUAGUGCUGUCUGCCCACCUUAUGUUUAUGAUGGAGCUUAAGCGUCUUUGGUGAAAACGUUCAAGUAGUCUUAGUAGUCUCUGUAUAACUUGUCGACCGGUGGCGUAGCAUACGCCGCUAUUUUGCAGGGCCAGCCUUAGGCCACUGCAACCUAUGCGACCGCAGAGGGCCCCGCACUUUCAUAGGACCCACGCUAAUUCAAGGUGUAUAAAUUAUUAAAUUAAACUAAUAACUAAAAACAGAUUUCCUGCGCCCUCCUGUCGAUUUACCAGGAGCUCCUGGAAAUCUCCCGAAAUGACAAAAGAUACGAAAAAGUCCUUAAAAUAUACGAAAUAUAUACGCGCGAUAAAUAAAAACAACAUUAUGCAUUAGCCGUAAUUGUGUAUGAGCUAGCAGGGCGCAAGAGAAGUUCCGUUAUGACCAUUUCUUUUGUUUUUUGUAUGGGAUAGUAGACGUCAAAGAUUGCCGUCCGAACAAAACGUGAUGUCGAUGCCUUCGUGCAAUCGCUGGUCAGAAUCAUACAGUAACCAUUGUCCGUGUCGAAAGCCUUGGUGAGGUCCACGAAGGCAGCAUAUGUAUAUGUUUAUAUAGUAUAAUAGACUUGAAUGUAGCUAAAAUUAAGACUAAGUCUAAGACUCUAGAUCUAGACGGCCUAGAGUACCAGUAAAUUUAUCUUAGAUGAUCUUAGAUUCUAUUUCUAAUAUAUUUAUAACCUAGAUAUAUAUACUAGAAGUAGAUCUAUACUGAUUCUAUAGUUACAAUUUGAAUUCAACGUGAAUAUUUAUGAUUAUAUAGAUACACAUUAUAACUAGAUUUGAUAGAUUUUGACAAGGCAUGCGUGAGAUCAAUUUUUUAAAGCAACUAUAAUUAAUGGACUUCAUCUAAAAUAAGUUCAUUCAUAUAUUCACAUGCGAUUUUUUUUUUAUUUAUAAGCUUAUAUUAGCAUUAUUUUGGACCAAUGUCUCACAACGGCUGAUAAGAGAAAUCAGGUAUAAACAUCAGAAAACACGACCCCUUAACUCAAGAAAACAUUAAGAAAUUAAAACAGAAACCAAAUAGACAGUGAGGUUGAUAACAAAUGAAUAUUCACAAUUGAUUAUAGUAACACCUUUUUAAAAAUCAUUAUAAGUUUUAAAAUCACUAUUUUUAUUUCUACGAUUAUUUUUGUGUGGGAAAUUGUGUAUCGGAAAAUGCCGGGUACUUGAAGUAAGCUAGUCCUAAAAAAAUACAAAGAUCUUGGGUAAAAGACUCAUCAAAUAAAGUACUGUGUAGUUUCAAGCGCUUGUUUCAGGUCUUUUCUUUUUAUACCCUCUAUUGGGUUUGAUCCCAACCACCCGUAUUUUUGUGCAGAAUUUUUUUUUCUUAAAUUAUCUUAAAUUUACAGCCUAAUAAUGUCAGUUUAAUUUAGAAUGACAUCUAAAAAAUGCAAAAGAUAUAUAAGGAAAAAGGUACUUCCGGCUCAAUUUCUAAUCCUAGUUUUAAAUCAAAGAAACGAAACGCAUAAGAGUAACAAAGCCCAUUGUAGGCUUAUCAAGCCGAUAAUAUGUCUAUUAUUAUCCAAUGAAACUCUUCCUGUAUAUACAUAUAUAGAGAUAGAUAGAUAUAUAGAUAGAUAGAUAGAUAGAUAGAUAGAUAGAUAGAUAGAUAGAUAGAUAGAUAGAUAGAUAGAUAGAUAGAUAGAUAGAUAGAUAUAGAUAUAGAUAUAGAUAUAGAUAUAGAAAGAUAGAUAGAUAAAUAAAUACAUAGAUAUAUCGUAAUUGUUGCAAAAACAAAUACGUCAGAUCUACCUCCACCGGCUCUAAAGCCACAUAGGCUCUCAGAUAUCAUCUCGUACUCUAAAGUUAGUUAGUCGGUCAAGAUUCGAGUAAAGAUUUUAGAUUUUGUUCUGCUACUCACAGAAGUGUAAUGCCUCGAUAGUUGGAGCAGCUAGAGGUCUCUCACAAAGGCUGCGGGAAACACAUUUGAGACCAAACGAAAAUCCGCUGCCGAGGACAGACGCAGACGGCGAAAAUAAAAUCUGAAUCAAGCACCGGCGGUUAUGCUUGCCGUGGAUGCAAAAUAUGUAGGUCACAGCUGCGGCUGCGUAUCCACGAGAAAUACUGCAUUCCUCAUAAAUCUUUGGACUCGAAGACAAGCCUUAUUAUUAUUAGAUAGUGGAACCAUCCCAAGAUUUUAUCAGCGACUUAGUCUGGUAAGGUGUGCCACUCGUAGAAAGAGCGUGUGUCACCAAUGUCUCUUCAUGUUUACGGACAGUUCAAACCAUUUGGGUUUUUUUUUUUAGUUCCCUGACCUUUUUCUGCAGAGUGUGACAAGAAGCUUUAUAUAGAAAUUUGGCUGCAUUGUCAUUAGGAUUAGCAAAAACAGAUCGAUAGCAGUUGGGCUUUUUCUUUAGCAGCUCUUGAAUUUCAACCUUGAGUAGUCCUAUGAAUCGCUCUGGUACGUCAGCAAGCUAUUUAUGUAUCUACAUCUAUUACAUAGACCAGCUAGGCUUCGAUCGGAUAAAUGUUUUAUGAAAAGAGAGAGGGACAGAGGUUAAAUCCUAUUGUCGCCACACAAUCCCAGAAUAAACUUUACCCCCAAAAUGUUUGUUGUUGUUGUUGUUUUUUUAAAUAUUUUUAGAUACAAAGAAAGAAAACAUGUAUAGAUAAUAGAUUGUUACACAAAAGUGAAAUGGGAAUCAAUUUUAUGACAAAGCUUAUAUCAACUCACUUUGUUGGUCUGGUGCAAUUUGUGUACACGUUAUUUCUCCCACACCCAGCCUCCGAUCAAGUUGUAAAUUUACACAAUUAUUUGUUGAAUCUAACAAAAUAUGAAUCAAUCAGAAAAUUAACUUAUUAGUUAAUUAAUCAUUGUUAAUUAUUUUGUUUGGUAUCGAAAAAAGGAAAUAAAUGCUACUUAUUAAGUGAUGUGGCUGUAUAUGUGGUGUUAUUUUCCUCAUUAUGUUUUGUAGACGUUUUUCCCUCAAUAACCAUUCUCGAAUCAAGUUCAAAUUUUGCAAAACUAUUAGUAGUCUAUGACAGUAUUGUCAUAAUCAAUCGAUAAAAAAAUCAAUUAUUAAAUCAAUUAAUGGUCAUUAAUUAAUUUUGUUUUAUAAGGAAAAAAAAAGAAGCCUAGUGCUGGCAGUGAUUUUUGCAGUUAUUUCCCUUAGAUAACCGUUUUAAAAAGUGUUUAUGUUUUUCUUAUAUUAGUUAUUUGGCCUCAUUCAGUCGUAGUACAAAUAUCGUUCAUCUCCUGGAACACUUUUUCAUGGAGAGACACUCCCGUUCACAUAUAUCACAGUUUAAGGUGGCUUUCGCUUUGGCGGCUAUUAUUCGUAUGGCACGCUUUUCUUCCAUAGCUUAGACUCUUAGACCAAGGGUGGGCAAAAUAAGACACGCGGGAGCGCUAUAUGCGGCCCUCGAACACUUACAGAAAUUAUGUGUGCCGACAGAGCAUAGAUAUGAAAAUGCAAAUAUAGUAAAAAUAAGUAAUUUAAAAUAUCUAUCUAAAUUAUUGAAACUUCUAAUUCUUACGAUGAAGAGAUUAACAACGUUGUCUAUUAUUGUCUCUACAUGUCAUUCUAAGACAAAUGAAGAACACAGAGAUUAUUCUAAUAGGCAAUAUGACAAGACAUUCAGUCAAAGGUGCAAACUCAGGUCAGCAUUUAUUCAAUGCUAUGAAGAUCUGUGUUGAAAGUCCUUGGUUGGCAUGCAACAAGAUGGCGAGUUUAACAGCUGAUGAAAUCGUGUUUUGACUGAGAAUAACAUUAAGCUGUUAAAAAAAAAUUUAAUAACAAUAUCCCAAUCAUAAAAUCUUACAUUUGCACUGGAAAGUUUGCGCAAAGCAGCAUUUAAUAUCAUUGACCCAAUCAUCACAGUGAUUAAACCAAUAGUAGCUAAGGGCCUUAACCACUGGGAGUUCCGAAAAGUACUUAAAGAUUUGGAAACAAAACAAUCAAAGAAUCAAAGUCUUGUAUAUUUCAGCAAAGGAAAAUGACAAAACCAGUUUUCCCUGGCUUGCCUAGAGAAAUGGGGAAGCAUUAUUUGAAACAAAUUAACAUACACAUACAUUUCAGUUGCAAGCAACCCAUUUGCGAUAUUGUCAAUGUCAAACAAAAAGUCUACUGUCAAUGGCAAACAAAAAGUUUGUUUUUCACUAUUCUUAUCUUAUAUAAUACAGACGCCACUUCAAAAAAGAAGAUGAUUACGUCCUACGCGUCAUGCAAAUUAACCAAUGACUUAAAUUCUGCCAAGUCACUGGUUUUCCUGGCUAGCUCAGGCAAUCUAUUCCAUACUCUAAUAGCACUAGAGAAGAAGGAGUAUUUGUACAAAUUUGUCCUAGCAUAUGGGACGAAGAAUGUGCCUUCAACUCUGUCAACCAAGGACUUUCAACACAGUAUUUUAUUAAAUUUUGUUUUUGUAUUUGAAGAUUAUGGUUUAAUGUUUAAUGUAUAAUUGCUACUUUACUUUUGAGUCUUCUGUCCUGAAGGCUUUCUAAAUUUAGUGAUUUUACUAAAGGUGUUACUCUAGUCAAAUGUGAAUAUUCGUUUGUUAUGAAUCUCACUGCUCUAUUUUGUGUCUGUUCCAGUUUCUUAAUGUUUUCUUGAGUUGAGGGGUCCAAACGGAGGCUGCAUAUUCUAUUAUUGGCCUAACCAAGGUUAAAUAACAUUUUAGUUUUAUGUUCUUAUUUGAUUUAUAGAAAUUUCUUUUAAUAAACCCUAAUGCUUUGUUUGAUUUUAUUUUUAUAGUUUCAUCGAUAUGUUGAUUCCAUGACAGUUUUUCAUUUAUUAUAACACCUAGGUAUUUUGAGUUUUUUAGUCUGUGUUACUGGUUUGCCAUGAAUAAGAUAAGUGAAAUUAAUUUGUUUUAGUUUUUUUGUUACUCUUAACAACUGACAUUUUUCUGGGUGGAAAGACAUGCUCCAAUUUGAUUCCCUUUUCUGUAAUUCAUCUAACUCUCUUUGUAAAAUAUCUGUGUCUUGUGUUGUUUUUAUUGUUCUAUAUAUUAUGCAAUCGUCUGCAAAUAAUCUGACUUUUGUUCCUGAAGUAAUGCAAUAUGGUAAAUCAUUUAUGUAAAUUAAAAAUAGUAGUGGACCUAAGACUUUUCCUUGAGGUACACCUGAGUUUACUGUUAUCUGUGUUGAUUUAGAGCCAUUUAUUAUUACAGUUUGUUCUCUCCCUAUCAGAAAAUUUUUAAUCCACUGAUGCAAUGGACCAUUAAUGCCGAAAUAUUUAAAUUUUUUAAGCAAACUAUGGUGGUGAACUUUAUCAAAAGCUUUGGAAAAAUCUAGUAAGAUAGUAUCUAUUUGUUCACUAUUAUCUAACCCUUUGGAAAAUCAUCAAUUAGUCCUAUUAGUUGUGUUUCACACGAUCUAUAUUUCCUAAAGCCUUGUUGGUAUGGGGUGAGGACAUUAUGCUUGUCUAAGUGGUUUAUGAUGUUGCUACAUAUUAUGUGUUCUAGGAUUUUACAUGUGAUGCUGGUAAGUGAUACUGGUCUGUAGUUUCCUGGGUCAGAUUUUUCUCCUUUUUUAAAUAGGGGGGUGACUGUGACAGGUGGGGAAAUGUGACGUGUGUUUGGCGCGUUUAAUGUCUAGGGGAUGAUUAUUUUUAAAGCUAUCACACACCAACCUAUCAACAUAAGAAUCGGGAGCAAGCACGCAACGAGACAAGCAAUGAAAGAUAGAUACAAAAGUUUAAAAUGAAGAAUAUUUAUUUACAUCUCUAAUUAAUAAUGUAUUUUGAUCAUCCCUCUUGCACUUAAUAAGAGAGUAUGUCACUUUGUCCUCUGACUUAGCUAGUAUGGGGUGAGGACAUUAUGCUUGUCUAAGUGGUUUAUGAUGUUGCUACAUAUUAUGUGUUCUAGGUUUUUACAUGUGAUGCUGGUAAGUGAUACUGGUCUGUAGAUUCUUGGGUCAGAUUUUUCUCCUUUUUUAAAUAGGGGGGGGGUGACAUUAGCUUCUUUCCAGUCCUUUGGUACUCUGCCCUGGUUAAGCGAUGCCUGAAAGAGUAUUUUGAACACUGGGGCUAGCUCAUUGCUUAGUUCUUUGAGUAAUCUAGCUGGAAUAUCAUCAGGUCCAGAAGCUUUAUUUGGUUUGGUGUUGGCUAAUAGUUUUUAGAUUCCAUUUUCUUGUACUACUAUAUCUUCUACUUGGUUCAAAUUAAGUAAUAUGUCUUUGUCUCAUAGGGUUGAGAAUGCUGAUGCAAAGUAUUUGUUUAGGAUGUUUGCUUUAGUUUCAUUAUCAUUAUGUAUUAUGUUAUGUUCAUCUUUUAAUGGCGCUAUACUUGACCAUAGGUUUUUGUUGUUAUCUUUAGAUAUUACAUUGUUUAUGUAUUCACUCUGCAGCUAUCUGCUUACUUUUUGGUUAGGUCUUUAAUUUUUAUAUACUUUUUGUAAACUCUUUCUGCCUCAGUUUUUUUUAAUUUUCUAUAUAGGUUUUCCUUCUGUUUACAAAGCUUCUUUAGUCUAUUAUUAAACCAGCAUUUAUUUAUAUGGCAGAAUGGUGCCACAUUGGUAUAUGAUUUUCUAUAAUGCUUUUAAGAUGGUUUUUAAUGAAAUUCCAGAGGUCAUUGACUGUUUGGUUAAUGUCUUUUCCUAAUAAGAAUGUUUGUUGAAAGUUUAAUGCAGCUUGGUGUAUUUGUGUUAGGUUACAUUUAUUCUAGAGUAUGAUUUUUAGAAGUAUUAUUAACAAAGUCACAGUCUCAAUGAAAAUACAAUUUCUUCCUAAAAAUCCCAUAUUCUUCUCGACACCUUGCCCCUGCUAAGCCAGCGGAUACUGCUGUGGUACAAAUAAUUAUUUAUGCAAGCAGAUGUUUCAAAAAAUUACACCACUUUUAAAUGAAAAAUUCAGGGGAAGUCAGUCUUAUUAAAAAGUUCACAGGCUUCUUCAUUAAUAAAUCAAGCUUAUUCAUAGAUUCGCGCAUUGGUACAAACAUAAAUUGCAUUUAAGGUCACAACUGAAAAAGUAUCAGUGGUUCAUUAUAAAAUAUAUUUUCCUUUUAUUAACUAUCUCAAGGAAUAGAAUAUUGAUUCAAAUUUUGUGUA